Molecule: messenger RNA, 580 nt
Organism: Laetiporus sulphureus 93-53
Lineage: Eukaryota; Fungi; Basidiomycota; Agaricomycetes; Polyporales; Laetiporaceae
Exons: 4
Coding region: 71-463 (130 amino acids)
Molecular function (GO): zinc ion binding; nucleic acid binding
Source: RefSeq, a predicted model, not a curated record
GUUGCGGCUUCGUUAGUCCAGUCCUUACGAGUUUACUCGAGACCCAUCCUUUCUAGAGAAUCUGGGCAACAUGGGCCGGUUGAGACGCUCUAGGACGCAUCAUGCAAAAAGGGAUGUGCAUCGAGCCGCAAGAACGAGGGCGCGAACGAGGGAUUUGGAUCAGAUACAGCUGAUAGACCUGGACCCAAAGAACCGAGCCAUCCUCGAGGCACAACCGCUGGAUCCUGAAAAGCCUGGUUUGGCUCAGCACUACUGUGUGGAGUGUGCAAAAUACUUCGAGACCGAUGCUGCAUUACGAUCGCAUUGGCGGGGCAAAGUGCACAAACGAAGAUGCAAGACGCUCAGGGAACCUGCGUACACCAUUGAAGAGUCGGAGCGUGCUGCGGGAUUGGGAAGAGAAGGAAAGCGGAUGACGACCACGACGACAUCGCUUCGUUCUCCAAUGCAAGAGACGAGUAGUUGAUGCAGGGGGAGGGGGGUUCCCGUUGACUUGCGGUUGUCCUGUUGGUAUGCUUAACUUAUUCACUUUUAGGAUAUAUAUUUGCUCUGCUGGCCAGCACCAGCAUCCGAGCGAAUGCAG